GACUACUGAAGGAACUUCGCGUUACGCGUUUAAUAUUUAUGAGCCGGAAGACGGUCAGUAGCAGCUUACCCAGGAUGCUUGGCGUGUUCGUAGCUGUGAAGAAUGUGUGACAAUGGCAACAAAUACUACAGAGAAGAAUCCACAUUUCGACUGUCCGUCAUGGGCAGGGAAGCCUCCAGCAGGGCUGCAUUUGGACGUGGUGAAAGGAGACAAACUUGUUGAGAAACUGAUCAUUGAUGAAAAGAAGUAUUAUUUGUUUGGGAGGAACCCAGACAUCUGUGACUUCACCAUUGACCAUCAGUCGUGCUCUCGCGUGCAUGCGGCACUCGUCUACCACAGGCAUUUGAAACGGGUGUUUCUCAUCGACCUUAACAGCACACAUGGUACGUUCCUCGGACACAUUCGCCUGGAGCCCCACAAGCCCCAGCAGGUUCCCAUCGAUUCCACUAUGUCGUUUGGUGCGUCCACACGCGUCUACACCAUUCGGGAGAAACCUCAGAGUCAGCCGGGCACUGGUGUCGGGGAAAGUAAAACUGGUGAUGACGAGGAGCUUAAGGGACUUCUGGGACUUCCAGAGGAAGAAACUGAACUGGAGAACCUGACUGAGUUCAACACCGCUCAUAACAAGCGCAUCUCCACCCUCACCAUAGAAGAGGGCAACCUGGAUAUUCAGAGGCCCAAGAGGAAGAGGAAGAACUCCAGAGUGACCUUCAAUGAAGAGGAUGAGGUCAUUAACCCAGAGGACAUCGACCCCUCUGUUGGGCGUUUCAGAAACAUGGUCUCAACAGCUGUCGUUCCUAUUAAGAGGAAGAAAAUGGGCGGUGGUAAUGCGCUGGGAAUCGAGGAAACCGUAACACGGCACAUGCACGCAUUCCCCUUGCAAAGUGGACUCUACAGAGACCUUCCGCCUGCCAGUCAUGAAGCUCAAUUGACAGGCGCUCCCAGCGGAGCCACAAUCCUGGGAGGACUGCCGUUACCCCUGCCCAACCCUGCCCCGGAUGUAGACCUGGCCCAAGAGGUCCCGCCACCCCCGCUCAAGCUCAAUCCCACACCUGUAACCGGCCCGUACGUCUCCGAGCUCCUCAAUGAACCCCGCAAGAAGAAGUACGCUAAAGAGGCAUGGCCUGGCAAGAAGCCCGCUCCGUCUCUGCUUAUUUAGCUGCGUAUUCAUAAUAUAGGAUGUGGCUGACUCUCCUGUCCUCAUGAACUUUAUCUUGAAGAAGCAGGCUUUGACUUCUACUGGACUACAGGAAUCUGAUUUAAUGCAAGAAAUUAAUGUGUACAUUUUAAAGGAACAAUUCUUCCAAAAAUGAACAUUAGACUUAGACUCAUGUCAUUCCAGACAGGUAUUAUUUUCUGAAUUUGAUGACAAAAGGCAGAAUGUCCUCCUUUGCACAAUUCAGUUUGAUUUAAAAAUUAGUGCUUUUCGCUCUGUUCCUCACAAUAGAUAAUCGGUUUUAUAAAUCAUCAAUUUUUGUCUUGUGUAAAAUAGCUGCUUUUUUCACAGAAAACAAACAAACAAACAGGGUUUGCAGUGACAUGAGGGUGAGUAAAUGACAGUUUUCAUUUUUGGUUGAACCGUUCCUUUAAAAAAAAAACAGCGUAAUGAACAUAAUGAAAAGGAAACAAAAGUACAUUGUUUGACCCAAAUAGUGUAAAAAAAUUACACUAUAAUAAUUUUAAAAUGUGUCAUGUUUGGCCUGAAAUUUACGAGGGUUUAUCUUUUAUAGUGUACUCUCCCUUUUUAUAUUACUAUUUAUGUAAAAUGUUUACAAGGACAGGCUUUUUAUGUACACAUUUUAAAACGAUUAGCUGUUUGGCCGAUACGCUUCCAUUAGCAUCAUUGAUGCAGAUGAGAUGGAUGUGGUAGAUCUUCCACAAACCUGUACUAGGCUUCAUAACUGGUGAAAAUUUGCAUUACUGUAACACUUUACCGUUUUGAAGAUUUUUUUUGACCUUCCUCAGCUGUUCCACGCUGGAUUAUUUCCCCUUAAUAUACAAACGGAGUGAAGCGUUUCAAAUGAACUGAUGGUAAUGUGGUUCAUCAGGUGUUUCCCUGCAGACUUCACUGUUGAAGAAAGAAAAAAUGUUUUAUACUCUUAUGUUCUGUUUGGUACAUUUGUUUGUACAUAUCACUCACAAUAAAACCCAGUGUAUUUUUAUAUAUUUAAA
Molecule: messenger RNA, 2172 nt
Organism: Ctenopharyngodon idella (grass carp)
Lineage: Eukaryota; Metazoa; Chordata; Actinopteri; Cypriniformes; Xenocyprididae
Gene: ppp1r8b
Product: protein phosphatase 1, regulatory subunit 8b
Exons: 7
Coding region: 113-1159 (348 amino acids)
Cellular component (GO): nuclear speck
Molecular function (GO): mRNA binding; protein binding; protein serine/threonine phosphatase inhibitor activity
Source: RefSeq, a predicted model, not a curated record